This is a messenger RNA of Hippocampus comes (tiger tail seahorse), 2392 nucleotides long. RefSeq names its product N-acetylglucosaminidase, alpha (gene naglu). Bases 111 to 2378 code for a protein of 755 amino acids. NCBI's taxonomy places the organism in Eukaryota, Metazoa, Chordata, Actinopteri, Syngnathiformes, Syngnathidae. The transcript is spliced from 6 exons. The record is from RefSeq and is a predicted model, not a curated record.
GAUUGGCUAGUAGUUCCCAGGAACGAGAAGCUGUCUGGUUAACUACAAAUGGAGCGAUCGUGCUGUUUUUAAACCUGAUCUGCGGUGGGAAAUCCGUCGUAGGGAUCGAAAUGUCUGGCAGGGGCGAUUGCAGCCUGUUUGUCGUUGUCUUGCUCUACCUUUGCGUAACUGCUACGUGUAAAUUUCCCACUUUGGAUCACUUGAAGGCGCAAGCUAGCGACAAGACACAGGGCAGAGCUGUGGUCGAGUUGCUGAGACGCCUCCUGGGGAACAGAUCCACUGAGUUCAUCGUCAUAGUUAACAAGAGCCUCUCUAAUGACAGCCUGGAUGUGUGCGAGCUCAGGUCGACUAAAAACAACAGGAUAGUUGCCACGGGCAACACCGGAGUGUCCGUGGCCUCUGGGAUUUACAAUUACUUGAAAUAUUUCUGCAACUGCCACGUUUCCUGGUCCGGUGAUCAGUUGAAUCUUCCCCGUCCUCUUCCAAAACUCUCCGGUGUGCUCCGCAUCAACACCCAGCACAGGUUUCGCUACUAUCAGAAUGUCUGCACCGUUAGCUAUUCGUCUGUGUGGUGGGACUGGCCACGGUGGGAGAGAGAGAUUGACUGGAUGGCUCUUAAUGGGAUUAAUCUUCCACUGGCUUUCACUGGUCAAGAGGCCCUGUGGCAAGAGGUUUACCGUGCUCUUGGUUUGCACCAAUCAGAAAUCGAAGAAUUCUUCUCCGGCCCGGCAUUUCUGGCUUGGAACCGCAUGGGAAACAUGUUCAAGUUUGGUGGACCGCUGCCACAGUCCUGGCAUGUGAAUCAGCUGACCCUCCAAUUUAAAAUCUUAGAGCGAAUGAGAUCAUUUGGCAUGAUUCCAGUGCUGCCAGCCUUCUCCGGGAACAUCCCCAAGGGAAUCCUCAGGUUGCAUCCAGAGGCAAACGUAACAAGAUUGGGGCCAUGGGCUCAUUUCAACUGCAGCUUCUCCUGCUCGUAUAUCUUGGACCCGAGAGACCCGCUUUUCCUCCGGAUUGGUUCCCUCUAUCUUUCCCAGGUGGUCCGACAAUUCGGGACGGAUCACAUCUAUAACACGGACACCUUCAACGAGAUGAUUCCUCCCUCCUCAGACCCCGCUUACCUGUCAGCUGUCAGUCGAUCCGUCUUCGCCUCAAUGACUGCCGUUGAUCCUCAGGCAAUUUGGCUGAUGCAGGGAUGGUUGUUCUUUAAUGCUGCAGCUUUCUGGAAGCCUGCCCAGAUUCGGGCCCUACUACACGGCGUGCCCCUUGGACGGAUGAUCGUGCUAGAUUUGUUUGCAGAGACUGAGCCAAUUUUCUCCUACACUGAGUCUUUCUACGGGCAGCCUUUCAUCUGGUGCAUGCUGCAAAACUUUGGUGGCAACAGCGGUCUCUUUGGCACAGUGGAGAGUGUCAAUUCGGGACUCUUCAAAGCCUUGCAUUUCCCGAACUCCACCAUGGUCGGCGUAGGCAUGACACCCGAGGGCAUCGAGCAGAAUCCCGUCAUGUACGAAUUAAUGAGCGAACUGGCGUGGCGCAAGGAGCCCGUCAACUUGGUCAAGUGGGCGUCUCUGUAUGCCGUACGUCGUUACGGCACCACGCGAGACAGUCUGAUCACCACGUGGAGACUCCUGUUUUCCAGCGUCUACAACUGCACUCUGCCGCACUAUCGAAAUCAUAACCACAGCCCACUCGUGCGCCGGCCUUCCUUUCACAUGAAAACCGAUCUUUGGUACAACCCGGCGGACUUGUUCGAAGCGUGGAAACUCAUGAUCCAAGCGUCUCCUUCUCUCAUGUCAAAGGAAACCUUCCGGUAUGAUCUCGUCGAUGUUACUCGAGAGGUCUUACAAGUUUUAACAUCAUCGUUUUACCUGGAUCUCACCGAUGCCUUUCAUCAACAAAAGUUGCCAGAACUGCUAACUACCGCAGGGGUGCUCAUAUACGACCUUUUGCCGGAACUCAAUCGUUUGCUGAGCAGUGAUCACCAUUUCCUGUUGGGGAAAUGGCUGGAGCGGGCGAAAUCCUUCGCGAUCGACGAGGAGGAGGCGGAGCUGUAUGAUAUGAAUGCCAGGAACCAGGUCACUCUGUGGGGCCCCAGUGGUGAAAUCCAAGACUAUGCUAGCAAAGAGUGGGGAGGCCUAAUGGAGGACUACUACGCCCAACGAUGGGGCCUGUUUGUCCAAACAUUGGUGGAGUGUCUGGACAGCGGUCAGCCAUUUAAGCAAGAUGCCUUCAAUCAGGCCGUUUUCCAGGUCGAAAAGGGAUUUAUUUAUAAUGGCCGAAAGUACCCCACAAAGCCUCAAGGUGACACGUACGAGAUCACCCGCAGGAUCUUUCUCAAGUAUUACCCACUAGCCCUGAAAACCUUGAAAGGACUAUCAUGAUCUGCAGAGACUAC